Messenger RNA from Girardinichthys multiradiatus, 6711 nucleotides. It is a transcript of the gene kdm4c, whose product is annotated as lysine (K)-specific demethylase 4C. The transcript is spliced from 13 exons. The coding region runs from base 321 to 3671 and encodes 1116 amino acids. Lineage: Eukaryota; Metazoa; Chordata; Actinopteri; Cyprinodontiformes; Goodeidae. Gene Ontology annotation, molecular function: histone H3K9 demethylase activity; histone H3K36 demethylase activity. Gene Ontology annotation, cellular component: nucleus. The record is from RefSeq and is a predicted model, not a curated record. Gene Ontology annotation, biological process: chromatin remodeling.
ACUCGCCAACAGCUUAGACUGUGUUUUAACUGGGCCUGUACAGGUAAAGUAGCGUCGUUACUACCACCCAUGGAGACGUUUCAAUAUCUCCACUCUCCAGCUGAUUCGCAGAUCUCAAAGUGCGUGGAUGAGGCUACAUUAUCACGGCCAUGACCGUGGACGCAGCAGUACAGAGCGCAGGCGGCGUGGAGCGCAUCUCCUCUUCUUCUCGGCACGUAGCAGCAGCUGUCAUGUGAAUCAGCUGGGCGAACAAGGAAGGAGAUAAACAACAACACGACUCCGUCUCUUUACAUCAAGAUUAUAGCUUCUGAGGAGGCAGGAUGGCGGGAGCAGAGGUGUCCUCCCCUGCAAACCCCACCUGCAAGAUUAUGACCUUCAGGCCCACGAUGGAAGAAUUUAAGGACUUCAACCAGUACCUGGUGUACAUGGAGUCUCAGGGUGCACACCGUGCAGGCUUGGCUAAGGUCAUCCCUCCUAAAGGCUGGAAGCCCCGUCGUACCUAUGAUGAUAUUGACGAUUUAAUGAUCGACGCUCCCAUUCAGCAGAUGGUGGCAGGCCAGUCGGGGCUCUUCACUCAGUACAACAUCCAGAAGAAGCCUCUUAGUGUGCAGGAGUUCAGGCGGUUAGCAAAUAGUGACAUGUACUGUACACCUCGUUACCUGAAUUAUGAAGACCUCGAGAGGAAAUACUGGAAGAACCUCACUUUUGUCUCACCUAUAUAUGGUGCGGAUGUCAGUGGCAGCCUCUAUGAUGAGAACAUAGAAGAGUGGAACAUUGGACACCUGAACUCCAUCCUGGAUGUUAUCGAGGAGGACUGUGGUGUAUCCAUACAGGGGGUCAAUACUCCAUAUCUCUACUUUGGAAUGUGGAAGACCACCUUCUCCUGGCACACAGAGGACAUGGAUCUGUAUAGCAUCAACUACCUUCACUUUGGAGAGCCCAAAUCCUGGUAUGCCAUCCCCCCGGAGCAUGGUAAACGACUGGAGCGCCUGGCUACAGGGUUUUUUCCCAACAGCUUUAAGGGCUGUGAGGCUUUUCUGCGCCACAAGAUGACCCUUAUCUCCCCCUCCAUACUGAAGAAGUAUGGCAUUCCCUUCGAUAAGAUAACUCAGGAAGCCGGAGAGUUCAUGAUCACCUUCCCGUAUGGUUACCAUGCUGGAUUCAAUCAUGGCUUCAACUGUGCAGAGUCCACCAACUUUGCCACAGUGCGCUGGAUAGACUAUGGCAAGGUGGCUACACAGUGCACAUGUAGCAAGGAUAUGGUGAAGAUAUCCAUGGAGCCUUUUGUGAAGCGUUUCCAGCCUGACCAUUACGCUAACUGGAUGCUGGGCAAGGAUUCAACUCUCAUUGACCACACUGUUCCCACUCCCAGUACAACACCGGAGCUGCAGAGUUGGUUGCAGAGGCGCCGUAAGACCAAGUCUACUAAUAAAGGCAGUCACUCUCGUAUGCGCUCCAAACGCCUCAGGACGACAGUGGAGCCAGUUGAUCUGGAUGGCAACUUAGAACUGAGCAGCAGCAAGAGAAAACCUCUGGGUGGUCAGUCUGGGACCAAGGCGAGAAGGUCUGCCGCUGGGACAGCCUACAAAGAACCAGAGAAAGGGAAGAAAAAGCAGGCUGAGGCCAAGCACAACCAGAAUCAAAACCUGCCUCAGCUUUCUGCCUGCAAACAAAUGUGUGUGGUCAAAGUAAACCGCGUUGAAAGUAAGAAUUUGGGGUUUUCUAAAAAGGAAACGUCUCAGUCAAGCUCCCAGGCUUUACCAGUGGAGGAUGAGCUAAAAGCAACCAAGACUGCCCAGGACCUCACAGGGAUCUUGAACAGGACUCCUGGGGCUUCUCGGGUGCACCUGGAAAUCAGCGACUCGAGAUGUUGUUCUUCUGGGCAGCAAGACCUUAACUCAUCUCACACAAACACCUUUGCAGAAACUCUAAUGAAAACAUGUCCUUCUGAACCUCAGGCUCACAUCUCAACUUCCUCAUCUUCAGAGCUAACGUUGAACUCUGACAGGAGCAUGCACACGGGUAUCAUGAAUUACACUAACAACACUGUAAAAGCAGAGAACAUGGACGUAGAUGUUGAUCCUAAACAUGUUAAGUCACACUCCAACACGAAAGCACUUUAUGAGCCAGCAGGGGGGGAUAGUCACACAUCAAGUGGCUUCGUCUCUGCCUCACAACACAUUCACAGUGUAGAAAUAGGCAGCACUGAGGAAAGCCUUUUACCUCCUCUUCUGAAGAGGAAUGCAGCAGACAUGCCACAGCUCACACCAGAGCCGGUUGGGAAGGUGGGCGCUUGCCCGUUGCCACCUGUGUUGACCCAGGAGAUGCCUUCCCUCACCCCUGCCGAUGAUGAGCUCACUCAUUUCCCCAAAUCUGGAGCGUUCAGCCACCAGGUUGCGCCCGUGCUUCAGAGGGAGACGCCAACCGGCUCGCCGUCCUCACAGGAAGCCAGGGAGGAAGGUUCUCAUUUAAGGCCAGCAGAACCGUGUGCAGUGGACCGUGACAACCGCUGGCAUUUAGAGGCUCCAAUUAAUCGCAAGGAAGCAGCAGUGCCUGGUUUUGAAACAAACACAGCUCGUUUAGAUGACAGUAGUUUGCACAAAAGAACAUCUGGCUACGUCCCUGAAAUGUUAAUGAAAUCUGCUCCACAAAGGAAUCACGCAACACUGGAAAGUUUCAUUCCUGAGCAAUGUGAUGCAACUCAGAGCCAGCUAGUUCAGAGAAGUACACCUCAUAGAGAUGCACGAACCAGCUUGCCUGAUCCGCAUAAAGACAACUACAAAGCUCAGAGAGACGGUACCUGCAGUCCAAACAUCCCUCUGUCAUCGGCUAACACUGGUAAUAUUGCCCAAACCUCUGUUUCUUCACUAUGGGCUCAACAUGAGAACCACUCAGCAUUAAAACCCAACCAUCACACUAUGUAUACUAAUUGUUCAUCCCAGCACAUCGAGCCUAAAACCUCCUCCAGUAUUAUCUGGAAAAACUUUACUUUGCAGAGUCCUGCAGUUCUCACUCAGAGUCUGCACCCAGAUCUCCCAUCUGACCUCUCCCAUGACCCUCUACCUUACACCAUGUGGACUGAACCUCGGUGCAAAGAGGUUACAGACCUUGAGGACCCUGCAAAGGAUCUUCGCAGAUCAGAGAACCAGGAAGAUGAAGGUGGGGCUCUCACCUGGGCCCAGCUCGAGCCCACCUCACUCCUUACAGUCGGUGCUAUCGAACCUCUGGGACUUUGUGAAGAUUACGAGUUGCAGAAGAACGAAGAGAACGGGCCUGAAUCCAUUUCGAGACAAAGAGAGGCUGAGGUGUGUUUACAUCCUGAGAGGGAAAUAUCGCUUCACAGGACAGGAGCGGGAGAGCAGGAUGAAAUGUCUGACAUGGAGGAGGGAGGAGAAUCUGAUUGUGAAGAUGCUGAGCAGCAAAGUAGUGCAAAGGGACAGAGCAGCAGGGAUUCUUCUGAGGAAGAGGAGAACGACACAAAUAACUACAAGUGUGAUGAAUCUGGCCUUGAACCUGGGGAGGUUUGUGCUUACCCAGCCCUGUCAGCCAAGAGGACUACCAAGAGCUGGCGUCACCCUCUCAGGAAACCCACCGCAAGAGCCGUGCCCACAGCCGUGAAACAGCAGACUGCCAGUGACGAGGGCAAAACACUGUUUGCGGCGGAAAACUAACACUGCACCUCACCCUGAACACAUCUUCCUCACCGGUGGUGGCAGCAUCAUGCUGUGGGAAGGCUUUACUUCAGCAGGCAGAGGAAAUCUGGUCAGAGUUGGUGUGAAGAUGGAUGGAGCAAAAUGCAGAUAAUCCUGGAAGAAAAACCUGUUAAGGGGUGCAAAAGACUUGAGACCGGGGCAGAGGUUCCCCCUUCCAGCAAGACAUCGACCCUAAACAUUCAGCUAGUAUGGGAGGCGUUAGAUACCGGCAUGUUUAUGUGUUACCGUGGCCUGGCCAAAGACUUAAGUCCAUUUGAAAAUCUGUGGCAACACUUGAAAAUGGACUGAGCCUGAGCUAUUUUGCAAAGAAGAAUGGACUCAAAUUUCUAUCCCUACUUGUACAGAGCUGGUAGAGACACUUCCACCAAUAACUAAAAUCUGUAACUGCAGUGAAAUGUAGUCCUGCAAAGCAUUGACUCAGGAGGGCUGAAGACAAAUGCCUGCCACACUUUUAAAAUUUAAUUUAUGAAAUACUUUCAAAGUUAUGCAUCAUCUUUUUGUAUGUUUAUUGCAUAACAUCCCAAUAAAAUCCACUGAGGUUCGUGGUUAUAAUGUGACAAAAUUCGAAAAGGUUCAAAGAGUGUGAAUACUUUAGCUAAGCGCUGUAACUAAUAAUUUUCUGUAUCAUCAACUCAAAUGUGUCCUUUCCCACAGUAAAUCAUUCUGCUCUGUGGUCUGUCCCUUCUCUCCAUAUAUUCUAAAUGAUCUGAACUCCCACCACCAUGACCAAGAUCAUGCCUCUGACGUCAAUGCACUCAUAAACAUUUAAUUGUCUGGCCUGCAACAACGCGCUGACCUUUUCACAGAUGAUCUAUUUGUUUUCAUGUUUGUUUUAAAAAAACGCGGGAACGAGGGUCCUCCUUAGCAACUGUUGAUAGCCAUAUUUAUUAUCUCCAUGAUUGUGAAAGAGGAUGAAUAAUUCAGCAGCCACUAUAGCUGUUUAUCUCAAAGACCAUGGCUUUGUUAGGACUCUUUCAUAUUAAGUCCAAAGAAUAAUAGUUUUUUGUUUAAAGACAGGUGAAGUACCUGAUCCUGCUACUUCAGGCAACAGUUUCGUCUGUGGAGUGAUUAGAUUUAACUAAGCAGCACGAGCGCCAUAAACACAAGGGGGGGACGUAUACGUGCUACCACUUUCCAAGCUCAGAAUGUGCAUUAAUUUUAGGCUUAAAAUAGCCGCGAUUAACAAGCAUUCAUACUGCAAUCGUCAUCGCUUUGACCAGUGUACUGGAUGAGUACUCAGCCUUGUUAGUGCCAGCUGACAAAAUAAAAUGGUAUUUAUUGGGAAAUACACAACUCGUCAUCCAUACAGUUCUCAGAUAUACUCCAUUGUGUUACAGAAGGAGGGAAAAUGUUGGAUAAAAUUUCAUUUCUGAUAAUAGAAGCUCCUAAAUUAGCUUGUAUUGAUGAUUAUGAAUCCCAAAUUCCAUCUCGAUGAGAGAGUUACAUAAAAAAACCACAAACACAUCCAGCUUUGAGAUGAACUAAUACCAUAUGUGGAUGUCAGACAAUUUGUUAGCAGCCAUUCACUAAGUGGGGUACCUGCCUGUGGAUAUUCAGUGAUUUCAUUAGCAAUGCCUCCUUAAUAAGUUUAUACACCUGUGCUUCCCUGUUAAUGCAUAUUACAGCGGUUAGAAGGAUUCACUACUACUUAGCGUUGAAGAGCUUUUUCAUCACAUUGCAGACAUUGUAACUAUAGUUGCAGGAUAUAUAUUUUCUUUGAUACACGCAAUCAGUUUUUGUUGUACUAACAGAAGGCUAUUACAGAUCAGGGCAUUAUUGUGACACCAGAUGAGAUCAACAUACUGAACAUUUUUGGUUGUAAUGGUAAUCUAAAACGUAUUCAUUAGCCAACUUUUUCAACAAUAAUGAGAAAAUAAACUUUUAGCUAGUGUUUAUUUUGAACACGAGAGGCUUUAAGUCUUUAAUUGUCGCUGUGCAGCACAUUUUUUGACCAAACUAACUUGACGGCUAUUCCACUCAGGUUUAUGUUCAGGGUUCCCUGUAGGAACUUCCUACACAUCUUUUAUGUUGAUACUCCAGACUCCGAUCUCCUAGGUCCUCAGAACGUUUUAGCCUAAGUUUUAAAUGAACAAGUACAGAAGUUCUGUAUGACAUAUAGCAGAUAUUUUUUAUAGCGGUCAGGUUUGAAUGUGAAAUCUAAAAAAAACAAAAAACCCCAAAAAACAGACAAUGUUACAAAGUAGAUGUUAGGAAAAACACGUGCACAGAGGGAUGGAUCGCUUGCUUGAGUUAUACGAUAAACUGAUGAAUAAGGAAUGGAAGGACAAUUGGACGGAUAUACAGCCCUAUGGGUGAAUGGAUGGGUGGGUGGUGGAAAAAUGAUAAAUUGUUUGAUUGAUGGAUGAUAGGUGAUGGGCAACUGCUAGGUGGUUGGAUGAUGAUGGAUGGGCAAUGAAUGGAUAGAUGCAUACAUCUUUAAAGAAUAGGGAAUAAAGUCCUAAAAUUUAAAAAUAUUUCCAUGCUCUGUUUUCUUUUUCCAUACUUGUUCAGACUUGGAAAACACUUAAAUCAAUUUUCUAACUUUCCUAUGCUUUUCCAGAUUGUAUAGGAACCCUGUCAAGGCCAAAGGUUUUGGAAGUGAAACUAAUUCUCUAAUUCAAUUCAAUUCAAAUUCACUUCAAAAAUACUUUAUUAAUCCCAAAGGGAAAUUAAAUUAGUCCUAAAGUUCAAAAAGUGAGCAUAAAAACUUUCAGACAUUACUGCUUUUACUUAAAAGCUUUAUCACGUGAAAGAAAAUGCUGCUAAGAAUAUUUUAGCACACAAAAUAGUUUCAGAUUAUCAAGGGCUUCAUGGCAAGAUGUUCAAAAGCAGGGAAAUUGGCUUUUUGACCUCAGAGCAUCCAGCAAGCAUCAGGACUUUCUCCUCCUGAAGGUGGACUUUGUGUUUGCACCAGUGCAGAGCAGGCUCAAAAUUAAAGCAGGUGGUUUUGAGUACAUCUGCAUGCGCAGUGAAGCGAAGACUUUUGCGCAACAACUUU